AUGGGAUGUUAAAAAAGCGAAGAAGGUGCACGAGUGCCGCAAUAGUCAAUUCCGCAUUUGUUUGAUAUAAGUAAGAAUCAGCAGUGUACCGAGUUAAGAUAAGUGUGCGUUGAUGACCAGAGACCACACAUACAAAUCCACCUAUACCUAUUCGAGUACAGGUGUAUAUCUCCAAAUAAAUGAGUUCAAUUUCAAUCUAAGCUGCUGUGUGGAAUUCUCUGCAUCAUUUACCAGUGUCCUGAUCGACACUCCGGAGUGAACACAAUAAGUCCUGAACAUACUAAAGAUAUAGUGGUCCUUUGUUACAAAAUUUGGUCCUUCGAGCCGGAUAGUGUGUUUACAACGGAAGAAAGAUGUCAGAGUAUCAGUCCUACAGUAACCGUCCUCGACGCUUGACCCGUCCACCAGCCUAUCUUAAAGAAUUUGAAGUUCAGUAUCCUGGUCAAGUUCCAUUACCAUCUGUGGCCCAUACAGCACGCCCAUCACCUGAUAAGGAAAGGUAUCAAGAGUAUACCAAUAAAUACUACAUCCCAAUGAAGUCAACAAAUCACUUUGCAGCCUCAUCUCCUACCAGUCAGUACAGUUCCUAUGGAGGAGAGAAUAGAUUGCACACUACAGUGGAUCGGUGGGAUGUACAAGAUGUGAAAACACCUUUACUUCAAACAGAAGAUGCUGAUUUCUUACCACUGAGAUACAACUUAGUUAUUCACGACCUUGAACUUGAGAAUCAACAGUUAAGACAGACUACACAGUCCAUGAGAGAGGAGAUCAGGCGCUUAUGGGAGAUGCAAGUAGGCAUUCAAGAGCAGUUAAAAAUAAAUCAACAACUGCCCUCAACCCACAGGCAACUGACCCAAGAUCAAGUUCCCCCCGUGCCUGCACCCAGAACUCGUAUUAGAUCAGCAGAGAAGAUUGCCUUUAACUUUGAUCGAAAUACUCCACCACUACCCGCUCCGCGGCAUAGACAAGUGGCAGAUAAACAAGAAAAAACCUCUCUUGAUGACAGUGAACCUAGUACGGGCCGAAACUUCAUUCAUCAUAGACCAUCAGGAGAGCAGCAAGCUCUUAUGGUUCCAGAACCCCCAGGCAUUCAAUACGUAUGUGAAGAAUCUUCUCCUAUGUAUGGAUCUGUAAACCAUUGCUUCCACAACCAAGUUAUUUGUUGCAUACUCCUAUUAGACAAUAUCAAGAUAUUCGGAAGUCGGAGCCACUAG
Polypterus senegalus (gray bichir) is the source of this 1214-nucleotide messenger RNA. RefSeq lists its product as uncharacterized. Bases 354 to 1214 code for a protein of 286 amino acids. The record is from RefSeq and is a predicted model, not a curated record. NCBI's taxonomy places the organism in Eukaryota, Metazoa, Chordata, Cladistia, Polypteriformes, Polypteridae. The transcript has 2 exons.